ACAGAGAGGUCAAAUUUCCUUUGUUCCGACCGGGAACUAAACGCAACAUGUACCAUGUGACCAAAAGCAGGAAGCUGACUGAGCGUCAACAGAAGAACGACGAAGAUGGCUACUUCAGAUUGGCACCUGUCAUUGAAGCUGGUAGAUCAGCCCAAGUCUACUUUCCACUUUCCGGAGAUGAUGCCAGGGGAUGUCCCACCUGGAGGAUACAGAGUUGCCACCUUAAAACAGCUUGUAGCAGCUCAACUACCAGACUCCAUCCCAGACCCUGAGCUAAUAGAGCUGGUUCACUGUGGACGGAAGCUGAAGGAUGACCUGACGCUGGAUACCUGUGGGGUUCAAUCAGGAUCCACCUUACAUAUUCUCAAAAAGACAUGGCCAGAGCCAGAGAGUAGCCCAGAGCCUGUCAACAGAGCGACUGCAGCCAGGGAGUUCAGGGUGUUUCAUGCUGCGCUUCAUUCUCUCAACUCUGCCUACAGAGAUUCUGUAUAUAAAAUGCUGACAAACAAAGAAUCUCUUGAUCAGAUCAUUGUAGCUACACCAGGGCUCAGGUCAGACGCCGUAGCUCUAGGAGUGCUUCAAGACAAAGAUCUUUUUGUGCAGUUCACAGAUCCCAACAUGCUAGAUGUACUAAUCACUUCACAUCCGGCCCUUGUUAAUGCCAUCAUCCUUGUCCUGCACUCGGUGGCAGGAAGUAUGCCCUCUCAGUCCAGUGCCAGCUCCUCUCGUAACGUUUCUGCCAGUUCUUACAGUGACAUGCCAGGAGGCUUCAUGUUUGAAGGCAUGUCUGACGACGAGGAAGAAUUUCAGUCUGGAAGCCCAGCGGGCCCCUCCAGCAGAGGCGGGCUCUCAGCAGGAAUUCGACCCGUGUCUCUUGGUCACAGUGGAGCGACGGGCCCGCGACCUAUAACGCAGAGCGAGCUUGCAACUGCUCUGGCCCUCGCUAGCACUCCUGACAGCAGUGCUGUCACUCCAACAACAGCAAGCCAGUCGGACCCCUCCAGUGGUGUAGCCCCCAUGCCAGCUGGGACACCAGUCAGUAAUGAUCUCUUCAGCCAGGCUCUUCAACAAGCUCUGCAAGCCACCAACAUGUCUGCUCUACAGGGCCGAUGGCAGUCCCAGAUGCAGCAGCUCAGGGACAUGGGGAUCCAGGAUGAGGAGCUAAUGCUGAGAGCGCUCCAGGCCACAGAUGGUGACAUCCAGGCUGCCCUCGAGCUCAUAUUUGCUGGAGGUCCUGGACUCUGAACCCAAAUCCCACAGACGGAACUUCUAUAGAGGGAGCAGGGGAAAAAAGCUGGCCUAACUGCUGACCGCAAAUAAUAAGGAAUUACUUGGACUGUCUCUUAUCCAGACCAAAUGUUUCAGCUGAGCACCACAACUUUCAGCUUUUUCUUAUUAAUGUGACAAAACUUGUAAUAAACUUAAAAUAUACAUCAUUAAUAUAA
Molecule: messenger RNA, 1445 nt
Organism: Melanotaenia boesemani (Boeseman's rainbowfish)
Lineage: Eukaryota; Metazoa; Chordata; Actinopteri; Atheriniformes; Melanotaeniidae
Gene: ubl7b
Product: ubiquitin-like 7b (bone marrow stromal cell-derived)
Exons: 11
Coding region: 106-1245 (379 amino acids)
Biological process (GO): ubiquitin-dependent protein catabolic process
Cellular component (GO): cytosol
Molecular function (GO): polyubiquitin modification-dependent protein binding
Source: RefSeq, a predicted model, not a curated record